AUGUCCACUUCCGCAAUCCACGGUCCAGGCAUCCUCUUCGUCCGUUCCCGUAUAUCUCCCUCCGCCCACGACCUACUCACCGAGCCAACAUUCCUAGGCUGGUACGACAAUGAGCAUAUCCCCGAAGUAGUUUCCACGUCUAGUAUCCACUCUGCAUUUCGCUACGUUGAUAUCUGCAAGUCUUCUUCUGUCGGCGAUGCACAGAAUCCGAAGCCAUUUUUAGCAUGUUAUCCUAUGGAGGACUUGGCCUUUACGUUGGGUGACGAGUUCAAGAAAAUUGGGUUUAGAAGUAGUGCGCUACCGGGUAGUGGUGUGAUUUACGAUUUGGCGGAUAUGGAUGUCAGUUACCUGGGUUUUGUGGGUGCGACGACGAAGAGGAGAGAGGGGACAGAAGGGAGUCAAAAGUACAUGAUUACAUCGGGCAUUAGACCGGAGAAGCAGUUGGAAGAAGAAGAGGUCACUGCUUUCUUCCAAAAGCAAAUAUCUUCUCUCGAACACACACCACAGUACAUGCGUACGCUGCGCUUCAGGCUCCUUUACGCAAGGACCAAUGCACAGUCUCGUGCUCUCAAAGGGUUGCCGACGACAGACGAACCUCAUCCUGAACCUUCCACUUGGCUGGCUAUGCAUGAGUUCGCGGAAGUGCCGGAUGAAGGGGUGAUGAGAACGUUGGGUGGUGGUGUGAAGAAAGCUGCUGAAGAGGAGGGAUGGGGCGCGACGGAAAGCGAGAUGCUUAUUUGGAGAGUCGAUCGUGCGCAUGGGGAGGGUAAGUUCUUUGACAAGUGA
Molecule: messenger RNA, 786 nt
Organism: Alternaria atra
Lineage: Eukaryota; Fungi; Ascomycota; Dothideomycetes; Pleosporales; Pleosporaceae
Exons: 2
Coding region: 1-786 (261 amino acids)
Source: RefSeq, a predicted model, not a curated record